UGAUGCCGAGCGGAGCGGGGCGCUUGUACGUUUCGAUGUGCGGCUACAACCGCAGUUCCCAAGAUUGAAGUCGGAUGAAACGGGAGACGAGGCUGAAAUAUGAUGAUGGAUCGUCCGAGCCGUUUCUCAUCGCUCGGACAGCUGUAACGUCGGCGGACACACGGGUGGAUUCAUCAAAGGGUCGACGUUCAGGGCUUCACUUUGUUUGACAUUCAACCACAGACAGAAUGAUCGAGGAAGGCAGUAAACGAGGCAAGGCCAUGGUGGAGAAGAGACAGCUCUUCAUGGAAAUGAGAGCCCAAAAUUUUGAUGUAAUCAGACUGUCGACUUACAGGACUGCCUGCAAACUCCGGUUUGUGCAAAAGAGAUGCAACCUUCAUCUGGUGGAUGUCUGGAACAUGAUCGAAGCCUUUCGUGACAACGGGCUCAACACGUUGGACCACAACGCUGAGAUCAACGUGUCACGGCUGGAGACUAUUCUGUCUUCCAUCUACUACCAGCUCAACAAGCGGCUGCCCACCACCCACCAGAUCAAUGUGGAGCAGUCCAUCGGGCUGCUGCUCAACUUCAUGGUGGCCACCUACGACAGUGAAAGCCAUGGGAAGCUGACAGUUUUCUCAAUGAAAGCCAUGCUGUCAACAAUGUGUGGAGGGAAAAUUGUAGACAAACUACGCUAUAUUUUCUCACAGAUCUCCGACUCAAGUGGAGUCAUGAUGUUUGCAAAGUUUGAUCAGUUUCUCCGGGAGGUGCUCAAACUCCCUACGGCUGUGUUCGAGGGCCCUUCUUUUGGGUACACGGAGCACUCGGUGCGGACGUGCUUCCCUCAGCAGAAGAAGAUUAUGCUGAACACGUUUUUGGAUGUGUUGAUGGCAGAUCCUCCCCCUCAAUGCCUCGUAUGGCUACCGCUCAUGCACCGACUUGCUAAUGUUGAAAAUGUCUUCCAUCCGGUGGAAUGUUCAUAUUGCCGGAGCGAGAGCAUGAUGGGUUUCCGGUAUCGGUGCCAACAGUGCCAUGGCUACCAGCUCUGCCAGAGCUGCUUCUGGCGUGGUCAUGCCAAUGGUCCCCAUAGCAACCAGCACCAGAUGAAGGAGCACUCAUCCUGGAAGUCUCCGGCCAAAAAGCUGAGCCACGCAAUCAGUAAAUCUCUAGGCUGCGUCCCCAUUGGAGAGCCACCUCAUCCUGUGUUCCCCGAGCAGGCUGAGAGACCACAGGAACUCACCCAUACUGUUCAGCCGAAACCAGUGGCCAACAACAUGAACGACACAAUGCUCAUGUCCUCUGGGGCGCCUACUCCUACCAAAAGUGUCUUGGAGAGUCCCAGCCGGCUAGAUGAAGAGCACCGCCUCAUCGCUCGCUACGCUGCACGCCUGGCAGCCGAGGCGGGCAACUCCACACAACAAUGUCCUCCAACAGAUCUGGGUUUCAACUUUGAUGCCAAUAAGCAACAGAGGCAGCUGAUUGCAGAGCUGGAGAACAAAAACAGGGAGAUCCUCCAGGAGAUCCAGCGGCUGCGUUUAGAGCACGAGCAGGCCUCCCAGCCGACCCCAGAAAAAGCCCAGCAGAACCCCACGCUCCUGACUGAACUGCGGCUCCUCAGACACAGGAAGGACGAGCUGGAGAGGCGCAUGUCGGCCCUGCAGGAGAGCAGACGGGAGUUGAUGGUGCAGCUGGAGGGACUCAUGAGGCUGCUAAAGGAUGAGGAGCAGAAGCAGGCUUCCCAGUCUGGAAGCUCGCCUCAUUCUUCCCCCAGUCACGGUGCAGGCUGCUCCAUGCCCAUGCCCAUACGCUCCACCUCGGCUGGGUCUACCCCAACUCACACACCGCAGGACUGCCUCGCGGGGGUAGGAGGGGACGUGCUUGAGGCCUUUGCUCAGGGUGUACCUAGAAAUCUUCGGAAUGAUCUAUUAGUUGCUGCUGACUCAAUCACAAACACCAUGUCGUCACUGGUGAAAGAGCUCCACUCAGUUGAUGACGGGGGAGUGGACGAGGAGACCAACAUGAGGAACGGUGGGGACAGAGCUGAAGCAGAAUGAACAACAAAAAGCACAUUGAGAGUACAGAAGCACUGAGGACAAGCAACAAAACCAUUCCACCCUGUAAGGACAUACAGUCAUCAACUGGGAAGAAUCAGUAACAACAAACAACAACAACAACAACAACCCCUGGCAUUAGCACGUAGAGUAAUGCAUGCUGUAAUCUAACAGGAUUUCACUAUGUGAAAAAAACUUCACACCUUGCAGGUAGCAAGAUGUGUCUAAUUAGCGAGUGUGUAUGUUGUCCUGUAAACAAAAACUGCUGUAAUUACCCAAUGAUUUCCCUCAUGACUGCUAAGGAAUGGCUUGCUGUGCUUUCUCCCCCAACUGUUCCAUAGCAGCAGAUCAUUCUGUAUAUAAAAUACUGUAAACACAUGACCACGGGAACGCCCCAACAUGAAGGUGACAACAUGUUCCCUUGUUGUUGCUUUUGUAUAAUUAGCACUAGUAUUUUCUUUUUUUGGGUUUGUUUUGUUUUCUUUUCUUUUAUUAUUUUUGCAUGAAGUUGCACUCAUGUCUAGAUUUAGGUACUGUACCAUGCUAUGCCAGCUCUCUGUGGAAUUAUGAUGACAGCUGGGGUGUCAGAAGUGUCUUGCCUCAGAAUUCACGCUGAGUGUGUUUACUUGCACAUCCAUAUUCUGAAGUUGAUUUAAAAAAUUCUGGAUAGUUUCCAGUUUCAGCUAAAAUAAUAGUUUGACAUUUUGGGAAGUACUACUUGCUAAAAGUUAAAUAAGAUCGACACUUUUCUCAUAUUUGUGCAUCAAAUAUGAAACUGGAGCCAGGAGCCGGCUACCUUAGCUUAGCAUUAAGACUGUAAAAAGGGAAGCAGCUAGCCUGGCUUUUUUCAUUCCCUUUAUACAGUAUGUAAGGAAUCAUGUUCAAUGUUAAACCUAAAUGUUAGCAUUUGAUGUGUUGUACCAGAGUUAGCUUUAAGCUAAGUUUUUUAUGGAUGGAAAAAUAUAUAAAGUAGUAAUCCAACAUCUUAUGAAAUGGGCUUAUUCACCUCUUAAUGAGAGUUAGCUGAUAUCUCUGCGCUAAAUAUGAAGCUUCCACCAGCAGUCAUUUAGCUUAGCUUAGCACAGAGACUGAGAACAGAGCUAGCUUUGCUCUGUCCAGCAUACCAGCACAUCUAAAGCUCACUGAUCAACAUUUUAUAACUUGGUUGUUUAAUAUGGUUGGUGAAUUUAGAAACAACAAGUUGUAGUCUACAGGAUGUUAGAUGCUGGACUAUUUCUUGGCCAAACACAGUCACUUCCUGAAGUCUUGCUCUUAAAAUGAGGAUGAAAGGCAAAACCACAACUUGUCGUUUUUACGCUUUGCCUUAUAAAGAUUUAACAAGGGAGAUGUUGCCAGGCUAGCUGUUUCCUCAUUUCCAGCAGACCGCUAGGAACAGCGCCAGGGUUA
Epinephelus moara (kelp grouper) is the source of this 3437-nucleotide messenger RNA. It is a transcript of the gene dtnbb, whose product is annotated as dystrobrevin, beta b. Gene Ontology annotation, biological process: synaptic signaling. Gene Ontology annotation, cellular component: synapse; plasma membrane. The record is from RefSeq and is a predicted model, not a curated record. Lineage: Eukaryota; Metazoa; Chordata; Actinopteri; Perciformes; Serranidae. The coding region runs from base 228 to 2033 and encodes 601 amino acids. Gene Ontology annotation, molecular function: zinc ion binding. The transcript has 21 exons.